UCCAAUGAAAACAGCAAAUUCACCUUUAUUUUUCCAUUCACAAACGCAGCGCAUCAUUAUCGCCGUUCUCAUUAUUUUCCUUAUCAGCAUCUCCGUCAUUCAUCUGCGCCAACAGAUAUCUUUUCACCCAUUUUAAUGAUGAAUCCAUCCAUAAUCCACUGCAUCGUGCCUGUGUUCACAGCACUACGUACAGUGAUGGAUCAUCGAUGAUUUUGUGAUUAUUUAUUUGGUGAUUUUCCCAUAUUUAAGUUUUCCUCCAAAAAUGGGAGACGAUUCCCCGGUGAUUUCCUCAGCCUAUCCCAUUAUCAUCAAACCCGCUUUUGACAAAGUCAAUCAGAGCGUGAAAGAACCGAAGGCAUCCGACGAUGUGCGCGAUGCUUUCUCCAAGGUGGAAUCGGCGUAUCCAGGAUGGACCCACGAUUUCCUCUCGCAGCUGAUUCGCGCCGUGGAGCUGCCCGUUGUCAGCCUGAACGAGCCCGUUCUCAGGCUGGAAGCCUCCGUAGAAAACGAAGGUUUGCGGAUAAAUCGGUCGGACGACAUUUUCCAGGAUCUCAAUAAAAAGUCAGCCAAUUUGAAGCGGAUUUUAUCGCGGAUACCCGAUGAGAUUACGGAUAGGCGGACGUUUCUGGAAACGAUCAAGGAGAUUGCCAGUGCUAUAAAGAAACUCUUGGACUGUGUGCAUCAAGUCACAGAAAUUAUUCCUUCGGACUCGGGACGGCAGACUCUGGAGCAGAGAAAAAAAGAGUUUGUCAAAUUUUCCAAGCGUUUCAGUAAUACCCUGAAGGAUUUCUUUAAAGACGGACAGGCCAACGCGGUCUUCUACAGCGCCAACUGUUUGAUCAAUCAGACCAAUUUGAUUGUGCAGACUGUGAAGGAGAAGUGCGAGUAGCGGCGGUUGUUGUGUUUAGCCUCUGUUUUUGCCCCCCUUUUGUUGUUUUCACGUGUCGGCACGGUGUUUUGUCCGGCGGCCAAUGGUAUUUUUCCUCUCCACGCAGCGGGUCGCUGUAAUUUUUUUUAUCUUGCGCUUCACGCGGACCUCGGUGGUGUGUGCAAACACGAUAAUUAUUAAUUCUAAGGUUUUACGGAGGAAAUGCAGUGAAUUUUAUUUUUUGUAUUGUUUUAGCUUUUUGCGAUUUUUAGCGGAUUUUUUUGGAGGAUGUUUUCUUCCUCGUGUCGUUUAAUAUGCUGUUCUCGGUGUGUUACUUUUUGAUUGUUUGUUUUUUGAAAAAAUGAUGUAUUGUACAAAAUGCCCGUAAAGAGAUUAAAUUUUCAAUGUUU
Messenger RNA from Paramacrobiotus metropolitanus, 1278 nucleotides. RefSeq names its product programmed cell death protein 10-B-like. The transcript is spliced from 7 exons. The record is from RefSeq and is a predicted model, not a curated record. Gene Ontology annotation, molecular function: protein kinase binding. Gene Ontology annotation, biological process: regulation of Golgi organization; positive regulation of MAP kinase activity. Gene Ontology annotation, cellular component: FAR/SIP/STRIPAK complex; Golgi apparatus. The coding region runs from base 263 to 889 and encodes 208 amino acids. NCBI's taxonomy places the organism in Eukaryota, Metazoa, Tardigrada, Eutardigrada, Parachela, Macrobiotidae.